AUGUUCAUCGGUGGCGGCUUUGGACCAUGGAAGCAUCCACCAGUCCACGAAACGCUGACCCUCGCAGCCCUCAUCGCAUCGGAUUACAAGCUGGACCGAAAGACGACAUACAACAAAGCGAUUCAAGAAUAUGAUUACGAUAAUCUAGAAUUCCUCCGAGGUAUCGUCUGGAACGAUGACCCAGCAUGUAUGCUAUUCAACGACGAAGGCCUAUUCGCACCCAAGAGUGAUAACUUCAGCCGAGGGUUAGGCAAAGAUUGGUUCGUGAAGUUCAGCGAUGGACAUGUCUUUGACGUUGACUGUACCAAGAACGGCUGGUUUGGACACAAGAACAUCAUCGCAAGGUCGCACUUUGGAGAUCUACAGUUCCUACACAGCAUGGCAGAUGAGCCAGGAGAGUUGCCAGAAGAGACCAAGAGGAAGAUCCUCAACUGGAUCGAGGUCAUGUACAAACUCGCCAUCGGGGAGAUAUCUGUGCAGACGACACUUCGCAAUGUCGAAUUGACGCGAGAUGAUGGCGAUUCCAUCUUCCCACUUCGGGAUCUCUUCGACGCCGCCACGAUACCGAAUCACCAUUGCACAAUACACAGCUUCCUCACCGCCGACCACGCUUACGUGAAUGUCAAGCACGAUUGCAGAGCACUCGGCAGCUGUAUGCACGUUAUCCAGGAUUCAUACGCUCGGGGACAUUGCCAUCGGCCUGUCAAAGAUGACGGACCUCCCAAGCGAUUUGGUGAAGUCGAAAACUUUCAUUCAUUUCGUGGCCAGAACUCGGAAGAACAUACGAAGUACGACUUUGGAGCUGAGGAGGGACUGGAAGAUCAUGACUGCUCGGAUAUUAGCAGGUUCGAGGAGAUGGAUGGGUGCACUGAUGCUAUUGACAAGUGUACGACGCUGAUCAAUUUUUGGUGCAGGAAGGCACCGUGGGAGGAGGUACUGGCUUGGCUGAGGGCGGAUGUGUUCGCUGUGUCGGAGGAUGCUACGGCGUCGAAUACGAAUGUUGACUGA
Molecule: messenger RNA, 1008 nt
Organism: Fulvia fulva
Lineage: Eukaryota; Fungi; Ascomycota; Dothideomycetes; Mycosphaerellales; Mycosphaerellaceae
Exons: 1
Coding region: 1-1008 (335 amino acids)
Source: RefSeq, a predicted model, not a curated record